Molecule: messenger RNA, 3687 nt
Organism: Symbiodinium necroappetens
Lineage: Eukaryota; Dinophyceae; Suessiales; Symbiodiniaceae
Source: the annotation of a GenBank genome assembly
AUGGAAGAUGCCAGAGCACCAGAACCAGAUGGCACGGCGGUGGCGGAGCCCCUCGAGCCACUUCAGCGUGGAGAGGCUGUCGUUUUUGGGGAAGGUCGGCAAGGUGUCAUCACGCGGGCCUAUGUCUUAGAGGACAAGUACGCUGUCAGAGCCGACGGUGCUGCCAGAGAGGUGAAAGGGCCCAACAACAGCUUCUUCUACUUCAAGCGCUUUGGUCAAGACCUGCAACGAGUCCGCGGCCCAGUUCUACCGCUCAACGGUGAGCAGUUUGCGGAGCUGGAAACCAAUGGCGAGCUCGGCACCCCGCCUCCCGAGAAGAAGCCGCGGUUGGAGCCCAGCGAGGCACCCUUGGCAGCGCCAACAGGUCAGCAGCGGCUGCGGCACACAGUGGCCUCCAGAGGGCUGGAUCCUUGCAUAACGGAGAUGCCUGCGGAUGCUGCCGGCGAGUCGCGACUCGAUGGCACCUGCACUGCCGGGCAGCUCGAAGCACCGGAACCACGGCAAGGCAGUGACUCCACUGCGGCGGACUCUGAGCGUGAUGAUGCGCGUAUCUGCGAAUGGGACAUCAAGGUCCAGCGCACCUUCAUCACAGUGGUACCCCGCUGCCCGCAGCUCACGCACACAGCUGCUCGCCUGAGUAUGGCCACGGACCUGGUUAUUGCCACUGCGCUAACGGCUAACAGAACUAGCAGAACUGGAAUUCCUCCUCGCUGCAAGCGCUCCGGCUCGUUUGGACCGCCCGCGCCCACGGAGGCGACGCCUGCGGCCAAGCCGGAGGCGACGCUGACCCACACGGAUGGUCUGCGCCAGCCCAGCGUGCACCAAGGAGAGGCAGACAUGCAGAAUGUGGACGAUAUCCCGGGCUUCGACCACUCGCUCAAUGCGAGCAUGUGGACAUGUCCAGCGCGCUUCGAGGGCCGGGUCAAAUGGUUCAGCAAAGAGAAAGGCUUUGGCAAGAUCCUGCCGAGUGCCUCUGGCCAGAUGGUGGACGAGGUGUUCGUCCACAAGAGUCGAUUUGAGGGAGGACCCGAAGGCCCACAUGCGCAGGCAGUCUCUGAGGGGGCCGUGGUCACCUACGAAGUGAUCACUUCCCAAGUCGAUGGGAAGCCAACAGCUUGCAACGUGCAGGCUGCAGCUUGUUAUGAGUUAUUGGUCUUGUGGCUGCGCACACGGUUGCAUGUUCGGCCGCUUCAAAGAAAAGAACCGUUUGCCCAGCCAAUACGGUGCAUGUCAGUUUCCAGCUGCGAUGAGGACUCCACGCAGGAAGAACCGAUCACGGGAAUGAAGCUGCUGCUCAGUGAAGAGGCAUUUGGUGCCUUGAAGAGACUGCAGGAUCGCAGAACCAGUUCCAGUGCUUCUUCCAGCUCCACGGAGCCAUCGGCUUCCACGGAUCUGCCAUCCUCCCCAGAGGCAUCAGUUCUCACAGUGGAGCAGCGGCUACAUCAGCUCAGACUGGCACUAGCUGCUCCUGAGAUUGUGGAGGAGCCGGACCAACGCACGGAGAGGAAACGAAGAAGGAGGAGUGUGACGGAGGUGGUCACGAUGUCCAGCUCCAGCGAUGGCUCCCACACGUCAUCCGACAGCAAGCCUCAGGGACAGAGCGCACUUUAUGGCCUGAUUGGUGCAGUCGGCCUUGUCGAAGGAGCUGACCUUGUCGUGCUCCCGGCCCUUGCGUCCUCCUUGCACGCCGACCUCAAUCUGACCCAGGAGGACGUAGCUCUGCUAGUACUCGUACAGGCGCUGUGCCUGGCGGCAGCUUCGCCUGUGUGGGCGGCAUUGGCGGAUAGUGCUUCAGCCAAUCGCAAGACCCUCAUGGUGCUGGGGGCGUUCCUCCAGGGUCUGUUCACUUGCCUCCUUCCCACCGCGUCGGCGUGGGUGCCUCUUGUGGCCCUCGGUGCCCUGAACGCCUUGGCCAAGGCCUCACUCCGCCCAGUCAGCUUUGGCCUCAUCGCCGAGGUCACACGCGAGUUCCGCGGAUCAGCCUUCGGCGUCCUUUUCGCCGCGCUGUAUGCAGGGAUCGGCCUCGCAUUCUGGGCCAGCCCGCGGCUCGCAACACAUCGCUUUCUGGGCAUAGAGGGCUGGAGGCUUCCGGUGCUCGGCGUGGGUGUGAUCUCGAUCCUUACAAGCUUCGUUGCAUCCUCGCAGGGCCUUGGGGGUCGAAGAGGCGGUUUGGACAACAUGUUCCGCAAUUGGGGGUUCGAUGCCCACAGCGAGACCAUACCUGGUGCCACAUUGGCGAAGCAUUGGCGAUCCGGCCAGGCCAGAGCGAAAAUCCUUGAAGGCUGGGACAUGAUAGUUCUCCAAGAUGACCUCCCGGAGUACAAGCCGUUGCCUCGCGACUCAAGAGAGAGAUGGCAAGUGGUGUGUGAGCGGUUCGUCCCUGUUUUGAACAAGUUUGUGGAGGCUGCACGCCUUGUUGAUGCCUCUGCGAUUCUUUACAUGGCCCACCCAUACGAGCGAUUGCCUCACACAAGUCUGCGGGACAUUUGCUGGGCACACAAGUGCGCAGAGGAGACCCUGGGUGUUCACGUUGCCCCCGGUGGAUUGGCACACAGCCUGAUCACAUCGGUCAGGCAGCUGGAAGAAUUUCAUUUGGCUUUGCUAGAUGACGAUCUCGAACACCUUUCUGAGGAAGGCCUGUAUUUGCACGCCCUUACCAUCGUUGCUGUCUGCUUUGGCAAGGACAAGGUGCUUGACCUGCAGUGGGCUCCCCCGACUCUGUCCGACGCGUGCGUGGACAUGUUCAAGCAGCUUGCAUGUGACAGCCUCGAUGCUUGGCAAGCCUAUCCCAGCCCACCCAGUCGUGACGUCGCCAAGCUUGCGAUCGGCGUCUCAGUGCUGCUGCAAGAACCAGCGCGUGAGCCUCCUGCGGUGGAUGAAGAGCAAGGUAUCAGAGCCGAGUUCUGGCGGCUGCAGGGUUACUGCAAGUUCCCUUCUUUCUUGCUGCUCUUUUUCCAAGCCUGCAUCAUGUGCAUACCGUGGGCGGCGAUGGGAUAUAGGACGCUCUUCCUGAAAGCGUACGGGUUCGAGGACUGGGAGGUGACAGUUUUGUGCUCGUCGGCACAGGGCUCAGCUGCCCUGGGUGCCCUGUGCGGCGGAGUGCUGGCCGACCUCGUGGCCAGGUUCCUGCCCAUCCACGGGCGUCCUUGUGUCGCACAGGCUUCUCUGGUGCUGAGCUUCCCACUCUUUAUCCUGUCAUUUCUGGUCGCGCCGCCGGAGGGAUGGCCGCUUUCCUACGAGAUGUGCUUGAUCUGCGGAUCUGCUUUUGUGGCCAGUUGGACCGUGGGGGCCUGCCUGCCGAUGCUCGCCGAGCUCGCUCCGUGGGGCCGGAAAAGCGGCAUCUUGGCUUGGCAAGGAGCUCUGGAAGGCGCCCUGGGCUGCUUGGUGACGUCUUCCAUGGAAGUUGUGGCGCCUCGCGUGUUCGGCCAUAGCCUGGGUAUCCUUCCUCCACUCAACGGCAUCAAGAUCGUCGUUUCUGAGGACACAUCGGCACAGGAUGUGGCGGGCUUUAGCGAUCCGGAAGACCGGGCACAUGUGGCAAAGAUCGUUGUGGUGUUGAUGGCAGCCUCUUGGGGCUUGUGCUUCCUGUGCUACAGCAUGCUGCACUGGAGCUACCCCAGGGAUCUGCUGCGCGCACAGCGCUUGAGAUCGGAGGAGGCUGAAAAAGCGUGUGCGCUCAGAAGCUAG